AGGUGGCCUUUUUUUUCGGAGGAAGGGCUACGUGUGUUGAUGGCUUUCAAACAAAUGCAUGUGAGGGAGAGCCUCGCCCCACUCUUCAACCGUGAAAACUCAUGCCUUUUAGCUACCAAGACACCACUUUCACAAUUCAUUCUUGCACUCGCCAGCUCUAGAGAAUGAAAAUGUGAGAGGAGAAGAUUUUGAGAACUUUGCAUGCUUAUGUUAGAGUUUGAUUUUGGUUUCAAGCUGCAAGGCAAAAGUGAAGCUUGCAAGAAGAGCAAACCAAUGAGCUAGGUUCAUAAUUAAUAAGGCGCAAACGAAGAACCAAACAGGCACUAAGUUUGUUCACUCUUCUUUGUCCAAGGUUCUCUUGUUGAAAUGGAGUAUGCUGACUGCUUCAAACAGCAGGCUAAGAGAACAAAAUAUGAUUGCCUUCUUUUUGAUUUAGAUGAUACUUUGUAUCCCCUCAGUUCUGGUCUUGCAAAAGCAUGUCACCAAAAUAUUAAAGAUUACAUGGUGGAGAAGCUUGGCAUAGAACCAAAGAAAACUGAUGAAUUGACCAACCUCCUUUACAAUAACUAUGGAACUACUAUUGCUGGCCUAAGGGCAAUUGGAUAUGACUUUGACUAUGAUGAAUAUCACAGUUUUAUUCAUGGGAAAUUACCUUAUGAGAAUUUGAAACCAGACCUGGUUCUGAGGAACUUGUUGCUAAGCCUCCCCUAUAGGAAACAUAUCUUCACAAAUGCAGACAAAGUCCAUGCAAUUAAGGUACUCUGCAGGCUUGGAUUAGAAGAUUGCUUCGAAGGAAUCACAUGCUUUGAGACCCUUAAUCCAAUUCACAAGAGCAUUGCUCUGGAUGAUGAAGAGAAUAACAUUGUGUUUGUUGGUUCAAAUGGUGCAAGCUGCUCUAAAAUCUUUGACAUCAUAGAGCACUUUGCUCAGCCUGAUCCUAGUGCAGACUUGCCAAACACACCAAUUAUAUCCAAGCCUUCACAGAAAGCCAUUGAAUUGGCUCUCAAGAUAGCCAACCUUAACCCACACAGAACCUUGUUCUUUGAGGACAGUGUCCGCAACAUUCAAGCUGGAAAGCGCACGGGUCUUCACACUGUGCUGGUUGGUACAUCCCAGAGAGUGAAAGGUGCAGAUUAUGCCUUGGAAAGCAUUCACAACCUAAGUGAGGCACUGCCUGAACUAUGGGAGGUUGGGAUGAAAUCAGAAGUUGCAUGCCCUGAGAAGCCUGCUGUGGAGACAACAGUCACUGCUUGAGACCAUGAAAGGAAGCACUUCUAAUCACUGUAAAAUAGAAUAAAAAGGAUAAAGCCGACCUGGAUUCCCCAACUCCUUCAGAUGUAGUAACAAUAAUUGAUGUUGAUAUUUUGUUCAGUUUAUAAAAAACUCACUAUGUAAAAUAAAUUGUCCUUUUCUGUC
This is a messenger RNA of Lotus japonicus, 1416 nucleotides long. RefSeq lists its product as uncharacterized. The coding region runs from base 367 to 1254 and encodes 295 amino acids. NCBI's taxonomy places the organism in Eukaryota, Viridiplantae, Streptophyta, Magnoliopsida, Fabales, Fabaceae. The transcript is spliced from 9 exons. The record is from RefSeq and is a predicted model, not a curated record.